This is a messenger RNA of Protopterus annectens (West African lungfish), 1275 nucleotides long. Its product is annotated as neurotrophin receptor-interacting factor 2-like. Gene Ontology annotation, biological process: regulation of DNA-templated transcription. The transcript has 7 exons. Bases 1 to 1275 code for a protein of 424 amino acids. Lineage: Eukaryota; Metazoa; Chordata; Ceratodontiformes; Protopteridae. The record is from RefSeq and is a predicted model, not a curated record.
AUGGGUAUAGUAGCCAUCUUGGUGUUUUACACUGUCCUUGACAAGAUAAAAACAACUUUAACAUUUCUAGAAUCCAAAGUGAAAGAAUUUAAAUACAUGCAAAACCAUCAUGUGAAGGAAAUUGGAGAUAUUAAAGAAGAUGUUUUUAAUUUGGAGAAAUACAUUAAACAACAGUUUGCAGAAUUGCACCAGUUUCUCCUAGACAAGGAAGAACAACUCAUCCAGCAGCUGAAGAAUGACGAAGCAAAUACUCUAAAACGGAUGGAAGGAAAUCUCGAGUGCAUUAAACAAGAGAUAGUUACCUACCUUGUGACAGACUCUGAUGGCAACUUGGUGGACAAGAUUAAAGAAGAGGACAGCCUGAAAAUAAUGGAAGAAAAUGUUAAAUCGGUUGAAAAUGAUGCUGUGGCCAUUAACAGCAUUAGUCACAGCAACAUGGAGAUCAUACAACCGGAACCAGUGCUAACAGAAGAUGUUUUUAAUUUGGAGAGAUACAUUAAACAACAAUUUGCAGAAUUGCACCAGUUUCUCCUAGACAAGGAACAACAACUCAUCCAGCAGCUGAAGAAUGACGAAGCAAAUACUCUAAAAUGGAUGGAAGGAAGUCUUGAGUGCAUUAAACAAGAGAUCGUUACCUACCUUGUGACAGACUCCGAUGGCAACUUGGAGGACAAGAUUAAAGAAGAGGACAGCCUGAAAAUAAUGGAAGAAAAUGUUAAAUCUGUUGAAAAUUAUGCUGUGGCCAUUAAGGGCGUUAGUCACAGCAACAUGGAGAUCAGACAACCGGAACCUGUUGGUUUGCUAACUGUACCAGAAACCUUUGAAGAUGUCACUGUUACUUUCUCAGAAGAGGAGUGGAAAAUAUUAAGGAAACAAGAUAAGGAGCUGUACAGAGACGUGAUGGUACAGAACUACGAAACCUGUGUUUCUGUUGGAUACAAAAUUCCUCCAGAGAAGUUAUUACAGCUAUUUAAAGCAGAUGAAGUUCCAAAGGAUAUUGUGACGGGAAUAAAUAUCAGGAAGCAGAAGGAUCAUUUUGAAGAGACCUUCAACAGUAUGAAGAGUACAGACUGCAAUGUGAAUUGCAGACAACAGCCAACACUUGUGAGAUCACAGUUACAUGACCCUACAAGGAACCUCCAGCAGAGGUCUCAGCCUGGAAAGGACAUUGACGAGGUUUAUGUCACUCAUGUACCACAGCUUCCAUCAGAGCAUCAGUGCCACCAAACCCCUGAAUGUGACAAUGGAACACCUGUGGCCCAUCACCUGAUAUAG